GUGGAAAUAGGGGAAGGGGUCAGAUUUAUCCUGAUGGUAGCAAAAGUAACAAUACAGUUUAUAAUGCUACGGCAGGAGGGAUAAUAAGCAAAAUUUUACGAAAAGAAAAAGGGGGAUACGAAAUAACCAUAGUGGAUGCAUCGAACGAACGCCAAGUAAUUGAUAUUAUCCCUCGAGGCCUAGAACUUCUUGUUUCAGAGGGCGAAUCCAUUAAACUCGAUCAACCAUUAACGAGUAAUCCUAAUGUGGGUGGAUUUGGUCAAGGGGAUGCGGAAAUA
Messenger RNA from Eruca vesicaria subsp. sativa (arugula), 278 nucleotides. The record is from the annotation of a GenBank genome assembly. NCBI's taxonomy places the organism in Eukaryota, Viridiplantae, Streptophyta, Magnoliopsida, Brassicales, Brassicaceae.